Messenger RNA from Dufourea novaeangliae, 1894 nucleotides. RefSeq names its product exonuclease 3'-5' domain-containing protein 2 (gene Exd2). The transcript is spliced from 7 exons. The record is from RefSeq and is a predicted model, not a curated record. Bases 64 to 1857 code for a protein of 597 amino acids. Gene Ontology annotation, cellular component: nucleus; cytoplasm. Gene Ontology annotation, molecular function: 3'-5' exonuclease activity; nucleic acid binding. Gene Ontology annotation, biological process: nucleobase-containing compound metabolic process. Lineage: Eukaryota; Metazoa; Arthropoda; Insecta; Hymenoptera; Halictidae.
CAAAUUGUACAUAGAAUUUUUAAUAUUAACUUUCUUGAAAAUACAAAUUUAUCUUUGCAAUUAAUGCAUCCUGCAAAGAACAAUAUGUUUCUCGUAUGUGUAACCGUGGGUCUUGUAUUGUUGGCCUCUAAGUACCGCAAAAAUGUACUGGAAAGUGUUAUACAUCUUUGUCAAAGUAUUAAGAAUAAAAGCUACAAGCAGAGGGAUACCAAGAAAAAUAAGGUUAACAUUGCGUUAGACAAGAUAAUUUUGGCAGAUACUCCAGAAAAAUGUGAUUACGCCGUUCAGCGUAUUCGCUGUAACUUAACUAAUGAUGUAUUAGGUUUUGAUUGUGAAUGGGUUAACGAAGGGCCUGUAUCUUUACUUCAACUUGCUACAUUUAAUGGAGUAUGUGGUCUAUUUCGCAUUGGCAAAAUUGGAUAUGUUCCUCAUAAAUUAAAAGAAUUGCUGGCUAGUAAACAUAUCCUUAAAGUUGGAGUUGCUUCGUAUGAAGAUGGACAAAAAAUAGUAGCAGAUUAUGGGUGCAGAGUUUGUGGUACAGUUGAUUUAAGAUCAUUGGCAACACGUGCAAGUUUACCAAGCUCAAAGAGUUUGGCUGCAAUGUGUUUGCAAUAUUUAGGCUUGGAAAUCGAUAAAUUAAUAGAAGUAAGGUGUGGCAAUUGGAAUGCUGGCACUCUUACAGACGAACAAGUAGCAUAUGCUGCUUGCGAUGCAAUUGCGUCUGUUCUUAUUUAUGACCAGAUCGUACAAAAAAUAAAAGAAAAGUACUCUUUAUGGGAAAACUUUACAAAUUAUAUAAACUGUAUAUGUAAUAAAAACGUAAAUAUGCAAUUUUAUUGUUUGCCUAAUGGUAUAAUCGAUACGAGGUUCAAGGCUCAACAGAUACACACAGCUGGUAAUCAUAAAAAUACUAAAACCAGUCAUUCUGACAAGUUUUUACGAGAUUUGAAAACAAACAACAUUGUUGCACAUGCAAGCAGUAUACCUGCAAGAAAUAAACCACUUUAUCACAACUGUUAUUUACAAGCACCUGAUGGAGACAUAUUGUGUACGUGUGAUCGUAAGAAAGCAGAAUGGUAUGUUACCAAAGCAUUAGGAGAAGUAAUUGAACAGGAACCGUUUACCGUGAGGCUGAAAUUUGAACCUUCUGGACGUGCUCUAGGAGAGGUUGGGCAAUACUAUACACAGGUUAAAGUUAAUCAAUGCGUAGUCUGUGGAACUUUGGAGAAAUUUAUUCGAAAAAAUGUCGUACCUAGGGAGUAUCGUAAAUACUUUCCACUGGUGAUGAAAGCGCAUCAGUCGCACGACAUACUAUUAUUAUGUCCAGUAUGUCAUGAGAUAAGUAACUGCUAUGAUCUGCAGCUCAGAAGAAAGCUAGCAGACAUGUGUGAUGCGCCUUUGGCCGGUCCGUUGACACACGUACGCAAUAAAUAUGUAAAUAAUUGGAGGAAACUACAUUCCGCAGUUAAGGCAUUAAGAGAAGAAAGAACUUUGCCCGACUCACGACGUAUAGAAUUAGAACAUUAUAUCCUGGAAUGUACGGGUCAGCAGCAAGUUACACCAGCUCUCCUCGAUCUGGUGUAUCAAGAAUUAAAGCAUGCUAUGGUUUCAAUGCCUAACUAUGACCAAUCUAAAUGCCAACCUCAUGGUUUGAAGGUGGUUCAAUACUUUGAAAAAAGAGAAGGUGGACUGAUAGAAUUGGAGCAAAUGUGGAGAGAGCAUUUCUUAGUAACGAUGAAACCAAAGUACUUGCCAAAACUGUGGUCUAUUCAUCACAAUCAGGAGAGAUUAAUCAUUCGUCAGUCACAGAAUAGAAUUGAACCAGAAGAUGCCAAGGUAGCUGGUUUAAGGCACUAAAUUUUAAGCAUUAUAUACCAAAAAAGGACUCGUAUAA